This is a messenger RNA of Staurois parvus, 1767 nucleotides long. The record is from the annotation of a GenBank genome assembly. Lineage: Eukaryota; Metazoa; Chordata; Amphibia; Anura; Ranidae.
CACCAGGAGUGUGAAGCCAUUGUCCAGUCUAUCAUUCACAUACGGACUCGAUGGGAACUGUCACAACCAGAUUCCAUCCCCCAACACACUAAAAUCCGUCCAAAGGAUGUUCCUGGAACACUACUUAACAUAGCAUUACUCAACUUGGGAAGCUCUGAUCCAAGUCUACGGUCUGCUGCCUAUAACCUUCUGUGUGCCUUAACAUGUACCUUUAAUUUAAAAAUUGAGGGGCAGCUACUGGAGACUUCGGGUCUUUGUAUCCCAGCCAACAAUACACUUUUCAUAGUUUCCAUUAGCAAAACCCUGGCAGCUAAUGAACCACACCUCACACUUGAGUUCCUAGAGGAGUGCAUUUCUGGCUUCAGCAAAUCUAGCAUUGAGCUGAAGCAUCUCUGUCUGGAAUACAUGACUCCUUGGUUGUUGAAUCUUGUUCGGUUUUGUAAGCUCACUGAUGAUGCAAAGAGGCAGCGUGUCAGUGCUAUCUUGGACAAGCUGAUAACCAUGACCAUUAAUGAAAAACAGAUGUAUCCUUCCAUUCAAGCAAAAAUAUGGGGCAGUCUGGGACAGAUCACAGAUCUUCUAGAUGUUGUACUAGACAGCUUCAUCAAAACCAGUGCAACAGGUGGACUGGGAUCCAUAAAGGCUGAGGUUAUGGCUGAUACAGCAGUUGCUCUGGCAUCUGGUAACGUUAAACUGGUUUCAAGCAAGGUGAUCGGGAGGAUGUGCAAAAUAAUUGACAAGACCUGUCUUUCUCCUACCCCAACACUGGAACAGCACCUCAUGUGGGACGAUAUUGCCAUACUUGCCCGAUACAUGCUCAUGCUGUCCUUCAACAACUCCUUGGAUGUGGCUGCCCAUCUACCCUACCUCUUCCAUGUUGUCACAUUAUUGGUGGCAACAGGUCCUCUUUCUCUUCGAGCUUCCACCCAUGGACUUGUGAUCAAUAUUAUUCACUCUUUGUGUACCUGCUCACAGCUGAAUUUUAGUGAGGAGACCAAGCAAGUAUUGCGGCUCAGUCUUACUGAGUUUUCCCUGCCUAAGUUCUACCUGUUGUUUGGGAUUAGUAAAGUGAAAUCUGCUGCAGUUAUUGCUUUCCGAUCCAGUUAUCGUGAUCGCUCAUUUUCGCCUGGUUCCUAUGAGAGGGAGACAUUUGCUCUGACUUCAUUGGAAACUGUUACAGAAGCACUGUUAGAAAUUAUGGAGGCUUGCAUGAGAGAUAUCCCAACUUGCAAAUGGUUGGACCAGUGGACUGAACUUGCUCAAAAGUUUGCAUUUCAGUACAAUCCUUCACUACAGCCACGAGCGCUUGUUGUGUUUGGCUGUAUAAGCAAGCGUGUAUCUCAUGGACAGAUUAAACAGAUUAUCCGAAUUUUAAGCAAGGGAUUGGAAAGUUGCUUGAAAGGUCCGGACAACUAUAACAGCCAAGUUCUCAUAGAAGCCACUGUGAUAGCACUAACCAAACUGCAGCCGCUUCUAAAUAAGGAUUCCCCUAUGCACAAAGCUCUCUUUUGGGUGGCAAUGGCAGUACUCCAGCUGGAUGAGGUUAAUUUAUAUUCAGCAGGUACAGCACUACUGGAACAAAACCUGCACACAUUAGACAGCCUUCGAGUAUUCAAUGACAAGAGCCCAGAAGAAGUUUUUAUGGAAAUCAGAAAUCCUCUUGAGGAAUGGCAUUGUAAACAAAUGGACCAUUUUGUUGGCCUCAAUUUCAACUCUAACUUCAAUUUUGCACUAGUUGGGCACUUGUUGAAAGGUGUGUUAAUUUGA